Messenger RNA from Coccidioides posadasii C735 delta SOWgp, 1308 nucleotides. Lineage: Eukaryota; Fungi; Ascomycota; Eurotiomycetes; Onygenales; Onygenaceae. The record is from RefSeq and is a predicted model, not a curated record.
AUGGCGCGACUUUCUCCGUACACGAAGAAACACAAAGUGACCGUGGUCGGUUCUGGCAAUUGCGUCUACCAGGGCCUGGUUAGGGGUGGUUCUGACGGUGGCGAUAGGGGUUCCUCAAUUUCCAAGAUGGUCGCAGAGAACGUCGCCGCGAACCCGGAUCUUUUUGAACCUGUUGUCAAUAUGUGGGUGUACGAAGAGCAGAUCGAGAUCCCCAAAAAGUCAAGACACUAUGACCCUUCGUCGCCGCUCUGCAACAGCGUGCAGAGCCUUUCAGACGUAAUCAACCAGCUACACGAGAACGUCAAAUACCUACCGAACAUUACCCUCCCAGACAACCUGCGCGCGAACCCUUCCCUGGAGGACUCCGUCAAGGACUCCAGCAUUUUGGUCUUCAAUCUGCCUCAUCAGUUCAUUGUGGGCAUUUGCCAGAAACUCAAGGGUCAUAUCUUGCCAUACGCCCGAGGGAUCUCCUGCAUCAAAGGUGUGAGCGUGACAGACGAGGGAGUAAGCCUGUUCUCAGAGGUUAUUGGCAGGGAGCUGGGGAUCUACUGCGGUGCAUUGUCUGGUGCCAACAUUGCAAGCGAGAUCGCCAAGGGCCUUUACUCCGAGACCACGAUUGCAUACGACCCACCACACCUAGACUCCAAGGCGCCAACACCCCAGAACAUGUCACCCGUUUCGUCGAUGGUGAACGUCAACGAUAUAGUGCAUUUCCAGCACAGAGAUUCAUCGGGCAGCUACUCGAAGGUGAAGCUCAGGCCCUUGCCGGCGGAAUACCCUCCGGUUGACCACGUCUUUAUCAAAACUCUGUUCCACCGCCCUUACUUCCACGUUCGUGUGGUCCACGAUGUCGCUGGUGUGUCUCUCGGAGGAGCGUUGAAGAACAUCGUGGCCCUAGCUACUGGUUUCGUUGACGGGAAGGGAUGGGGCGACAACGCGAAAGCCGCUAUCAUGCGUGUUGGAUUGUUGGAAAUGGUAAAAUUCGGCAAGAAAUUUUUCGGUGAGACGGUCAACCCCCAAACUUUUACCGAGGAGAGCUGUGGUGUCGCCGACCUCAUUACCAGUUGCAACGGCGGCCGCAACCACCGCUGUGCCAAGCUUGCUGUUGAGCGCGGCUUGACGGUCGAGGAGGUCGAGAAGACAGAGCUCAACGGCCAGAUGCUGCAGGGUACACUCAGCGCCAGAGAAGUCCAUGCCUUUUUGAAGAAGCAGGGGCUCGAGGAUGAAUUCCCUCUCUUUACGGCUGUUUACGGAAUUCUUGAAGGCAAGGUCAAAGUUGACGAUAUCCCAUCCCUUAUCGAGCGAUAA